This is a messenger RNA of Arabidopsis thaliana (thale cress), 1548 nucleotides long. Its product is annotated as F-box associated ubiquitination effector family protein. The transcript is spliced from 3 exons. The record is from RefSeq and is marked reviewed. Bases 91 to 1296 code for a protein of 401 amino acids. Lineage: Eukaryota; Viridiplantae; Streptophyta; Magnoliopsida; Brassicales; Brassicaceae.
ACACUCGAGAGCUGGACUCGAAAAUUCAUCUCUCAAAUCCUCUGAAACCCUAAUUCCUCUCUAACGUCAAUUUUCUUCCGGAGAACAGAAAUGGCGGAAUGUCCGACGGAUCUCAUCAACGAAAUGUUUCUCCGUCUCAGAGCAACUACGCUCGUAAAGUGUCGCGUCCUCUCAAAGCCUUGCUUCUCUUUGAUCGACAGUCCCGAGUUCGUCUCAUCUCAUCUCCGUCGCAGACUCGAAACGGGAGAACAUCUCAUGAUCUUACUCCGAGGACCUCGUCUUCUACGCACGGUGGAGCUAGACUCGCCUGAGAACGUCUCCGACAUCCCUCAUCCUUUACAAGCCGGAGGUUUUACAGAGGUUUUUGGUUCAUUUAACGGUGUCAUAGGGUUAUGUAACUCUCCUGUUGAUCUAGCGAUCUUUAAUCCUUCGACUAGGAAGAUUCACCGUUUACCAAUUGAGCCAAUUGAUUUCCCAGAACGUGACAUCACUCGUGAGUAUGUGUUUUACGGUUUGGGUUAUGAUUCUGUGGGCGAUGACUUUAAAGUUGUGAGGAUUGUUCAGUGUAAGCUUAAAGAAGGUAAAAAGAAAUUUCCUUGCCCUGUUGAAGUCAAAGUUUUCAGCUUGAAGAAGAAUUCGUGGAAGAGAGUGUGUCUUAUGUUCGAGUUUCAGAUUCUUUGGAUUUCGUACUAUUACCAUCUCUUGCCUCGUCGUGGCUAUGGUGUGGUUGUUAACAACCAUCUUCACUGGAUUUUGCCUCGAAGGCAGGGAGUCAUUGCCUUUAACGCGAUAAUCAAAUAUGAUCUUGCCUCUGAUGACAUUGGAGUCCUCAGUUUCCCACAGGAGCUUUACAUUGAAGAUAACAUGGAUAUUGGUGUGUUAGAUGGCUGCGUUUGUUUGAUGUGUUACGACGAGUAUAGCCAUGUUGAUGUUUGGGUUUUGAAAGAGUAUGAGGAUUAUAAAUCUUGGACUAAGCUGUAUAGGGUGCCGAAACCAGAGAGUGUUGAAUCGGUUGAGUUCAUUAGACCUCUGAUCUGUUCCAAGGACAGGAGCAAGAUUUUGCUGGAGAUUAACAAUGCGGCGAAUCUCAUGUGGUUUGAUUUGGAAAGUCAGAGUCUUACAACUGCCGGAAUAGAGUGUGAUAGUUCAUUUACCGCAGACAUCCUCGUGAGUAGCCUUGUUUUGGGAUGUAAAGGAGAUCCUACUCAAGCUCAGCGCAGUAAAGAUCAGAAGAUGAUGCCAAAGAGUACUAAAAGGGAUGGUUUUCUGUCCAAGGGAUUCAAGCUGAAGCUAUGAGCAAAGCAAGGGAAACUUCUGAGCCCAAACAUUAGAUUAAGGUACAGUAACAGUAGCAGUGGCAGGGGGAAAGGAUAUGGCAAAAUCCUAAACCCAUGUGAGAUCUUAGUACUAAUAAGCUUAACCCUAUGUACGUAGUAUGAUGUCGUAAGGAAAUAAUAAGAUAGUGUUCUUCUAUAUGUAAUCGACUGAAAUUUAUAUGUAAAACUCUUAUCAGUAUGGUCUUUUGCAAUUUGAUAUGACUUGAAACUA